AUGAAAGCGAGAAAAGUUCUUGCGCCGUUCGCGCUGCCUUUUGUCUUUGCAUGGGCACCAAAGCAGGCACCAGCAGCGUUUUGGCAGCCUCCAAGCGAUUCUGUCGACUACAUUAAUCCGCUGAUAGGAAAUGGCGGGGAUACUCCAAACGGCUCAGGUGGUAUGAUACCAUCAACUGCUCCCCCUUUCGCUAUGACACGAUGGGUCGCUCAGACGCGCCAGAACUACGUUUCUGUGACUCCGUACAACCACACCGACACGACCAUUCACGGGUUCCAAGGCACGCAUCAACCAGCAAUAUGGAUGGGGGAAAGCGGACAAGUAGUGGUGGUCCCAGGCUCAGGUCGAGUUCAGAGUCAAUUCCACGAUCGAGGGAUGGUAUUCGACAAGGCAACGGAAGUGAUAACUGCCAGCUACUAUAGCGCCAAUCUACAGACCAAUGACGGAGGGAAUAUCCAUGCGGAACAAAGCGCGACCUCGCGUGUAGGUUAUCUGCGAUUCUCUUUCAAGUCGACACAAGCUCCAUACGUUCUUCUGGAAGCUAGUCGCGCGUCAGUCAUGGGCUCUGCUGAUCCCAACAACGUAACAUAUCCUCUCGGCUCUAUCUAUAUUGACCCAGAGGCGAAGGAAAUCACUGGCACAAACGCCGAGCGACAAGACUUCAUAAUAGACCCCGUUUCGACUCCGGCUCGCGGGUUCAAGGGCUACUUUUGCGCAAGAUUCGACAGGCCCUUCCUGUCUUGGGGAGUAAUCCAGAACGGCACCGCCAGUGAAGAUUCCUCCGCGGCUGGACCUUUGGUAUCAGGCUUUGCUACAUUUGACCCGAAUGACACGACGAUCAACGUUCGAGUUGGGGUGUCCUUUAUUUCCAUUGACCAGGCUAGGCGCAACCUUGAUAACGAAAUCCCUGAUGGUACUACCUUAGAGGACACGGCUAUGACGACUAGGGCUGCUUGGGCAGAGAAGAUGGACCGUGUUCAACUGGAGGGUGCGACAGAAGACGAGAAGGUUAUAUUCUACACGGGCUUUUAUCACACGUUGCAGUAUCCAUACGAAACCAGCGAAGACGGCAAAUAUUAUUCCGGCUACGAUGACUCCGUCCACGAGGGUGUUUCGUACAGCGGGUACUCGAUAUGGGAUACGUUCCGCGCCGAAUCGGCAUGGUUAAUCCUGUUUGCUCCUGAGCGUGUUCCGGGGAUGAUCACUAGCAUGCUUCAAGACUACAAGGAGGGAGGCUGGUUACCUAUGUGGAAGAAUAUUAUUGGUUCGCCGUCAUUCGUUGGAACGCACGCCGACUCCCUCAUUGCGGAGGCCGUGGUCAAGGGUAUCACGGGCUUCGAACUAGAUCUUGCCUGGGAGGCCGUACUCAAGGAUGCAACUAUCCCUCCCGUGAAUGAUUCUACAACAUCCUAUUUCGAUCGAGAAGAGAAUGUAAACUACGAAGUCCGAGCGGGUCUUUCCUCAGUCUACGACACCAACGGCUGGGUUGCUUCAGACAUCCAUUCCGAGGCUGCCUCUCGUACGCUCGAUUACGCUUACGACGAUUACGCCGUCUACGUACUCGCUAAGGCCUUGAACAAGACAUCCGAAGCCGCUUUCUUCCUCAACCGUAGCCUAGAAGCGCCUUUCAGUAUCUUCAAUGAUGCUACUGGAUUUAUGGAGGCUCGUAACGCGGAUGGUUCGUGGGCAGGGGAAGACGCGGGCUGGACCGAAGGCGACAAGUGGGCAUAUUCGUUCGACGUCGUCCAUGAUAUUCCCGGUCUUAUCGCUAAGAGAGGCGGGAACGUGAGCUUCGUCCGAUCUUUGGAAGAGCAUUUUAACGGAGGCCACAAUGACCACACUAAUGAGCCCUCCCAUCAUAUUCCGUACCUCUACGCACUCGCGGGUGCUGCAUCGAAGACUCAAGAACGCGUGAGGUCGAUAGCGAAGUCUGACUACGGGACCUCACCUACUGGCCUCGCUGGCAAUGAGGACUGUGGUCAGAUGGGCGCGUGGUGGCUUUUUAGCGCCCUUGGAUUCUAUCCCGUCAACCCGGUCUCGGGCGAAUACAUCGUUGGCUCACCGUUCUUCGAGAAAGUGUCUAUCGAUUUGCCGGGCGUAGAUAGGCCGCUGGUUAUUACUGCUCACGGUGCACCUUCAGACAUCUACGUUAAGUCGUUGUCCAUCAACGGCGCUCCACUUGACGAACCCGUCGUAUUCCACGAUGAAAUCGCUCGUGGAGGGGAUAUUGUCUUUGAAAUGAGUGCAAACCCAGAACCUUGGGCGUACAAUACCGUCGUAAGCUUGCCUUUUUAUCCCACAUCUUCGACGUUUGACGAUGUUGAUUAG
Pleurotus ostreatus (oyster mushroom) is the source of this 2328-nucleotide messenger RNA. RefSeq lists its product as uncharacterized. Bases 1 to 2328 code for a protein of 775 amino acids. The record is from RefSeq and is a predicted model, not a curated record. NCBI's taxonomy places the organism in Eukaryota, Fungi, Basidiomycota, Agaricomycetes, Agaricales, Pleurotaceae. Gene Ontology annotation, biological process: protein quality control for misfolded or incompletely synthesized proteins; protein deglycosylation; glycoprotein catabolic process. Gene Ontology annotation, molecular function: carbohydrate binding; peptide-N4-(N-acetyl-beta-glucosaminyl)asparagine amidase activity. Gene Ontology annotation, cellular component: nucleus; cytosol. The transcript has 12 exons.